Messenger RNA from Racocetra persica, 426 nucleotides. The record is from the annotation of a GenBank genome assembly. NCBI's taxonomy places the organism in Eukaryota, Fungi, Glomeromycota, Glomeromycetes, Diversisporales, Gigasporaceae.
GCGAAUGAAGACUAUGUGGAAUUGAUUGAUGAUGUUAGUGAUAAAGAGGAUACACCACUUAUAAUAUUGAUAUCAGAGAAAAAAUCGGAUGAAGACAUGGAAAUAUCAAUUCCCGAACUGUUUGAAAGAAUGAACAUUUUGGAAGAUCAAUCUUCGCAACUAACAGAAGAUAAGUUUAUCAAUUCACUUAUGCAAUAUAUUUAUAAAAACAACUUAAUUAGAUUUAGUAUAGUGAGGAUAAGACAGUCUACUAUAUUAUAUGAACUGGCUACAAAUGUAGUGGCCAAUUUGAAUUCUAAUUCUAAACCUAGUAUUCAACAAGUAGCUGCAUUGUUUACUAAGAUAUUAAAAGUGUUAGUGGAUGAAGGAUUUUUGAAUAAACGGGAUGCAAUAUUUUAUUAUGUUAAUUCACAAUUUGUAGAGAGG